This is a messenger RNA of Colius striatus (speckled mousebird), 1452 nucleotides long. RefSeq names its product protein kinase C and casein kinase substrate in neurons 1 (gene PACSIN1). Gene Ontology annotation, cellular component: cytoplasm; plasma membrane; endosome. The transcript is spliced from 9 exons. NCBI's taxonomy places the organism in Eukaryota, Metazoa, Chordata, Aves, Coliiformes, Coliidae. Gene Ontology annotation, biological process: plasma membrane tubulation; cytoskeleton organization; regulation of endocytosis. Gene Ontology annotation, molecular function: phospholipid binding; protein binding. Bases 1 to 1452 code for a protein of 483 amino acids. The record is from RefSeq and is a predicted model, not a curated record.
AUGUCGGGUUCCUAUGACGAGUCAGCAGCGGCCGCCGAGGAAACCACCGACAGCUUCUGGGAGGUGGGGAACUACAAGCGCACAGUGAAGCGGAUUGACGACGGGCACCGGCUGUGCAAUGACCUCAUGAGCUGUGUGCACGAGCGGGCCAAGAUCGAGAAGUCCUACGCCCAGCAGCUCACUGACUGGUCCAAGAGGUGGAGGCAGCUCAUUGAGAAAGGUCCCCAGUAUGGCAGCUUGGAGAAGGCCUGGGGUGCCAUCAUGACGGAGGCAGACAAGGUGAGUGAGCUGCACCAGGAGGUGAAGAACAGCCUGCUGAACGAUGACUUUGAGAAGGUGAAGAACUGGCAGAAGGAUGCCUACCACAAGCAGAUCAUGGGGGGCUUCAAGGAGGCCAAGGAGGCUGAGGAUGGUUUCCGGAAAGCCCAGAAGCCCUGGGCCAAGAAGCUCAAGGAGCUGGAGACAGCCAAGAAAGCCUAUCACCUGGCAUGCAAGGAGGAGAAGCUGGCCAUGACCCGGGAAGCCAACAGCAAGGCAGAUCAGUCCAACACCCCUGAGCAGCAGAAGAAGCUCCAGGACAAAGUGGAAAAGUGCAAGCAAGAUGUGCAAAAGACUCAGGAGAAGUAUGAGAAGGUGCUGGAUGAGCUGAACAAGUGCACCCCACAGUACAUCGAGAGCAUGGAGCAGGUCUUUGAGCAGUGCCAGCAGUUUGAGGAGAAGAGGCUCAGCUUCCUCAAGGAAGUGCUCCUGGACAUCAAGAGGCACCUGAACCUGGCUGAGAGCAGCAGCUACGCCAGCGUGUACCGGGAGCUGGAGCAGACCAUCCGCCUGGCGGACGCCCAGGAGGAUCUGCGGUGGUUCCGCAGCACCAGCGGCCCCGGCAUGCCCAUGAACUGGCCCCAGUUUGAGGAGUGGAACCCGGAGCUGACACACACGAUAACGCGGAAGGAGAAGCAGAAGAAAGGGGAAGGGGUGACCCUGACCAACGCUGGCAGCGCGGGCGAGGCGGCGGCAGGAGAGCGUGGCAGCCACAGCAUCCUCCUCAAUGUCACUGCAUCUCAAGGGUUAGAAGAGACCUUGGAAGAUCAUCUCAUCCAAGAUGCUCCAUCACAUCUCAGCCCCUCUCCUCCUUCUCUCCCCCACCCCAGCGUGAGCAGCCACGACCGUGGGCAGACCUACAGCGCUGAGUGGUCUGAUGAUGAGGGCAGCAACUCCUUCAACACCAGCGAGGCCAACGGCGGCACCAACCCCUUCGACGAGGACUCGGCGGGGAAGGGGGUGCGGGUGCGGGCUCUGUACGACUACGAUGGGCAGGAGCAGGAUGAGCUCAGCUUCAAAGCAGGUGAUGAACUAACCAAACUCGGUGAAGAAGACGAGCAAGGCUGGUGCAAAGGGCGCUUGGACAACGGGCAGCUGGGUCUCUACCCUGCCAACUACGUGGAGACCAUCUAA